Messenger RNA from Puntigrus tetrazona (Sumatra barb), 1296 nucleotides. RefSeq lists its product as uncharacterized. Lineage: Eukaryota; Metazoa; Chordata; Actinopteri; Cypriniformes; Cyprinidae. The record is from RefSeq and is a predicted model, not a curated record. The coding region runs from base 221 to 874 and encodes 217 amino acids. The transcript is spliced from 2 exons.
CCCAGAUAUUCACAAAAUAUUUUAGAUGUUCAACUGAAAAGUCCGAUAUGAAAAUCAUAUUGCUGUUCAAUAAAUUUGUCGAGGUGAGGUUAAUGACUGAAGACUCCUCCCCAAAACACAGAGGACAAAAAUGUGAUACCACUUGAUAGAAGAUCUUCAUAUAUCUUCAUAAACAUAUUGGAUUAAAUACUAACAAGAUUUGUGUCAUUAUACAAGCGCAAUGAGUGAAAGGAAACAUCAUGAACGUAGCGAACAUGAUGACGAUUGUAAUGUAAUUUAUACGAAACGGCAAUGGGUAGGGCCACACCCUGUCGAUUUCAAUGUUUCAAGUGACAUAAAUAAGUCGUUGCUCAAAAGAGAAACGUGGAAUAUCAAAAAGGAAAUGAACAAAAAACCAAAUAUCCAACUUGCAUCGGUCAAUGUUGAUUUGCUGGACACCAUAAACGUCAUUGACACAUUCGACAGACCAGCAGAUGCCAGCACAAAGGGCAGAUAUGCUCAGUGUGGAAAAUAUGCAUUAGGCUUCGAAGACAAACCAGGACACCGGAUUCCGAAGGCUGGAGUCUACGCGGAAGCAGGAGUGGGUCGUGUUGCUGCUGAAGUGAGUGUAUUAGAGGCAGAAGCCAAAGGCCCGAACGCCUCGGCUGGGGUUGGAGCCAGUGUUACUGGAGCUGGAAUGAUGGCUCGUGCUGAAGUCGGCAGUGUUUCAGCCAAAGCCGGACCUGUUGCUGCAAAACUGGGACUUGGAGUUGAUACAGGGGUAUCUAUUGGUGCGGGUGGGCUCGAGGCAAAAUUCCUGGGAACUGGAAUUACGUUUGGUCCAAAAACCAGUGUAUCUCUGUUGGGCUCAGAGGUUUCAUGUUCAGUCAUGUAGUUGUUCGAGUUAUCUUUGAAUAGAGAGGGUAGGAGCUCGGUCACUCACUCUCCGCUGGCCUCGGAAUUGCUGGAGGAAGUGUCUGGGGAGAGGGAAGUCUGGGCGUCCCUGCUUAGACUGCUCCCCGCGACACGGCCCAGAUAAGCCGAAGAAGAUGGAUGUCUUUUAAAUAAACUAAGGUUUAGAGAAAAUAUUAAAUUUUAUAAUGUAAAAUGACAUUUAUUAACAAUAAGUGUUUUAUGAUUAAAUACAUCGAAAAAGUCAUCUUAAAAAAUACCAUUAUUAAUGAUGAUGAUUUUUUUUAUUACCUGUAUAGUUAUUCAAAUGGUGUAAAUGUUCUUUGUUCGCAUUACAAUUUAUUCAUUGACCGACAUCUGUCGAGUGUCAAUUUAAAUUAAAUAAACCUUUCAGUUUAAUCACCA